GGGGGCGGGGCGAGCCGGGCUCGGGGGCGGGGCGAGCCGGGCUCGGGGGCUGGAGUCCGAGCCGGGCUCCGGGAGUUAGUUACAGUUUCUCCCGGCCGCGGACACCAUGGGCCAGUCCGGCUGCCCGCUGCGGGGCCUCCUGCUUCUGGCUCUGAUCGGUCGCCCAGGCUGCCUGGCCGUGGUGCAGAUCUCAGUGCCAGCGCAGGUCGAGGUGCUCCUGGGAUCCCCGGUCACCAUCCCCUGUACGCACAGUAUCACCGGGUCGCCUGACGCCCGCCUGGUGGAAUGGUUCAUCACGGACCGGGAUGGGGAGCGGCGCCGUGUGGCUUACAGCGAGGGGGGCCGCGGGGGGGUGGACCAGGGCACCGAGUACUCAGGCCGUGUCCACAUGGACCCCGAUCUCAGCCUGGUCCUGCCGAAGGCCGACGUGAGCGACGAGCGGGCCUUCUCCUGCCAGGUGACAGCGGGCACUGCAGGCAGCGCCGAGGGGGUGGCCCAGCUCCGGGUGUACGAACCGCCCGAGCCCCCGGCGCUCACUGCUAACCCCGGGAUCCUGUCCGUGAUGGAGCGGUCGGCAUCAGAGAUUGCCACCUGCAGCAGCCGGAACGCCAACCCCGCCCCCACCAUCAGCUGGUUCAAGGAUGGGGCCCGCCUGGAAGCCCCCACUGAACGCAAUGACGACCUUUACGUGGUGUCUCGCUCUGUGAAGGAGGCCUCAGGGCUGCAGUCUGUGUCCAGCACCCUCUAUCUGCGCCCCAGCAAGGCCGAUAAGGAUGCCCAGUUCCAGUGCCUGGUCCAGUAUCCACUGCCCCGGGGGCAGGUGGGCAACACCACCUCAGAGCGCUUCAGCCUCAUGCUGCACUAUUUCACGGAGAACGUGGAGUUCACGCUGGAGUCUCCCGUGGUGAUCAAGGAGGGGGACGACGUGAGGCUGCGGUGCCAGGGGGAUGGGCAGCCUGAGCCGGAGUACAUCUUCUACCGAGUGCAGGCCUCCCAGGCCGUGGAACUGGCCACCAAGCAGGACGGGGUCCUGACCCUGCCCAGCGUUUCCAGGGCCAGCAGCGGGACCUACCGGUGCCAGGUGCUGGACUUCGACAGCCCGCCUGAGGUGCAGCUGGAGAAGGAGGUGAUCAUCCACGUCAACUACCUGGACCCCCUGACCCUGCACCCAGGCAGACGAGUGACAGUGCCCCUGGGUGGAGAUGUCACACUCACCUGCUCCGGACAGGGCUCCCAGCCCCCCAAACUGGUGUGGAGGAAGGGCAAGGAGCGAGUGGCUCAUGGUGACACCCACACCCUGCACUCGGUCUCGUACCAAAUGGCCGGCACUUACACCUGCGAGGCCUCUGUGCCCAGCGUCCCGGGGCUGCAGCGGGACCAGACCAUCCAGGUUACCGUGGAAGGGAAGCCGGAGAUGGAGGAGCGCCCGACCCGGCACCAGCUCCUGGCCGAGGGGCAGCGCAUCCAGCUGACCUGCUCCGCUCUGGGGCACCCUGAGCCGGAGCUCAGCUGGAGUCUGCCGGGGGUGAAGCCGGUGGUGAGCAGCACAGGGAACCAAGUGAUGAGCGAGGUGAUGGUGGAGGUGACGGCGGCACUGGCCAAGUCCGGGAUCUGGUGCCGGGCCAGGAACCGGUUUGGGGAGGCCACGCAGCACUUCAUCCUGGAGAUUGAACCCCCAGCAGCUACCCCCUCCUCUUCCCCCCCAGCAGUCGGGGGCGCUGAGCCCCAGGGUGGCAGCGGCGCUGCGGUUGUGGCUGUCGUGGUCUGUGUCCUGCUGCUCCUGCUCAUCGUCGGCUUCUUCUACUGCAUGCAGCGCCGGGGACAUCUGUCCUGUGGGGCGGGGGAGAAGAGAUCACUGACACCCAAGGAGGGCGGCGCGGAGGACCCGGCUGUGGAGAUGAAGACGGACAAACGGAACGAGCAGACGGGGCUGCUGAGCCCGAGCGGGGGCGGGGGCGACGGGGGCCACGAGUGCUGAGCCCUGCCCCCCAGCGGACGGCUGAACCGGGAACCCCCCAGAGGCAGAGGAGGCUGGGACUGCGGCCGGGAGAAGAUGGGCUUUGUCCCCCAUUUCCCCCCAGGGAGCUGGGGGAGCAUUUACUCCUUCACCCCCAGUUCUUUUGUGUCAAUGCCUCGUUUAUAUCAAGAGACUUUUUCAGAUGCCCGGGGCCUCCCCUUGAGCCCCCCCUGGACUCCCCAGCCCCCCAGCACACACUGUCCCCCUAUGAGUUCCAUCCCCAUGGAUUCCCUGCUCCCCUCAGCAUCUGGAGAAAGGGGAGACCCCCACCUGUCCCCAGUUAUGGGGGUCAGGGCCAGGUGGGCAUGUUCCAUCCAUGCCCAACCCUUCCACAGCACCCCCCUGACCCACAUCCACUACACCCCCAGCAGCCCCCCAGCUCUGGUACCCUCAGGAUCUAUCCUGCCCUAGCACCAGGGUCCCCCCUUACCCACAGCACAUUCCCCUCGGGGUCUAACUGCUCAUGGUAGCAGCCCCCCAUCACCUUCCCUCCACCACCUCCAGCAUUGGUACCCCCAGAACACACACCCCUCCCCCCCCCUCUGCCCUUCCCUGUGUCCCCCAACACCUACAGCCUGUUUCCACCCCCCCCACUGGGCUGUAUGACCAGGUGGCCCCCCGCCCGGUACUGUAUUUGUCUCUGGUUGUGAAUGUUUUUUUACGAGACCUGUUUGUUUCCCAGCAUUUUGGGGGUGGUUCUGCUGCCCCCCCUAAGGGGUCUAUUCCUAUCUGUGCCCCCAUCCCCGGGGCCUUCUCUAGUCGUGACACUGGCUUGGGAUGUGGGUGUUUAUUUUACUGCAAUGUCUGUUGGGGGUACUGGAGCUGAGAUGCGGGGGGGGAACCUGGGGGAUCCCUGAGACAGGGCAGGCCCCCCACAGGAGCCCUGUUCUGGCAGCUCUACUAACCCCUCCAUGGGAUCCCCCAGACCUCCACCUUCCUGCUCCGAGGUGCCAAGAGCCUGGGGCCCUCCCCCAGUGAAAGACCUGGGCCCCUGCCCCAGCCACAGGGGCCAAGCCCCAUCCUCCCACCCUGGGGAGCUGCAGUCCUUCGCCAAGUGCCGACCCCUCCCCCUCUUGAGCCCAAAUGGGGCUAUUUAUGGCUCUCUCCUGCCCCCCAGCUCAGGGGGCCACCACAGAGGGGUGGGGGGAGGGAGCACGGACCCUGCCCCCCACCAGAAUUAUCCAUCCCCACCAUCAUUCCAGGCCUGACAAGGCCCCAUCAAUCCCAGCACCCUUGUCCCCCGUCUCAUUGGCAUCCCCCAGCUGCACCAGAAGGGGAUGGGGCUAGGACCCUAGGCCCCCCUUUUCCCAGCCAGCCAGCAGGGGGCAGCAACCCCCGAGCAACCCUCCCCCGGCAUGGGCCACCACCCCCUUGGGAAGAGCCUUGGGGGAGGGGGCUCCAGCCAGGGUGAAUUUCCCCCCCAUCCCCAGUGGCUGGUCGGUCUAGUCCACAAGCCCCUCACAUAGGGGAACCAGCUAGCAAGGGGGGAGGGGGUCAUAGGUAAGACGAAGCCCUGAAUAUCAGGACAUCUGGUCACCCUACCCCCUUCAGCUCCAGUGGGGGCCCCCCCCAUUAUUCUGCCUGUUGCCUGCUGCCCCCCCUUCUACUUUACACUGAGGCUAAGUAUUAAAGAUUGUAACGCCUCCCCCCCA
Chelonia mydas (Green sea turtle) is the source of this 3669-nucleotide messenger RNA. RefSeq names its product basal cell adhesion molecule (Lutheran blood group) (gene BCAM). The transcript has 16 exons. NCBI's taxonomy places the organism in Eukaryota, Metazoa, Chordata, Testudines, Cheloniidae. Bases 107 to 1978 code for a protein of 623 amino acids. The record is from RefSeq and is a predicted model, not a curated record. Gene Ontology annotation, cellular component: plasma membrane.